GCCAAUUCGCUUUUGGGAUUGGCCAGCGGGGUGGUUCCGCUGAGGCGUGGUAGGAAGUGGUAGCUGUCAAUCAGGAGGGAGACUCCAAACAGUGAGCCUGGAGCUGGAGAGCAGCGUUUACCGGCGGAGCGGCCGGUUUUAUGAGUGAAGAUAUGGCUACAGAUUCUCCUAGAAGACCCAGUCGAUGUACUGGUGGAGUUGUGGUUCGCCCUCAGGCUGUCACAGAGCAGUCCUACAUGGAAAGCGUUGUGACUUUUCUGCAGGACGUUGUGCCACAGGCUUACAGUGGAACACCUCUAACUGAAGAAAAGGAGAAAAUUGUUUGGGUCAGAUUUGAAAAUGCAGAUUUAAAUGAUAUGUCAAGAAAUCUUGAAUUUCAUGAAAUACACAGCACUGGGAAUGAACCACCAUUGCUGGUUAUGAUUGGCUACAGUGAUGGAAUGCAGGUGUGGAGCAUCCCUAUCAGUGGGGAAGCACAGGAGCUCUUCUCUGUUCGACAUGGCCCAAUUCGAGCAGCUAGAAUCUUACCUACUCCACAGUUUGGUGCUCAAAAGUGUGAUAAUUUUGCUGAAAAAAGACCCCUUCUUGGUGUUUGUAAGAGCACUGGAUCUUCAAGCACAAGUCCGUCUUAUUGCUGCGUGGAUUUGUAUUCACUUCGUACUGGGGAGAUGGUCAAGUCCAUUCAGUUUAAAACACCUAUUUAUGAUCUUCACUGCAACAAGCGGAUUCUCGUCGUAGUGUUGCAGGAGAAAAUUGCUGCCUUUGAUAGUUGUACUUUUGCAAGAAAAUUCUUUGUUACAAGUUGUUAUCCUUGUCCUGGGCCAAACAUGAAUCCUAUUGCUCUUGGGAGCCGUUGGCUUGCUUAUGCAGAAAAUAAGUUGAUUCGCUGUCAUCAGUCCCGUGGUGGAGCCUGUGGAGACAACAUUCAGUCCUACACUGCCACAGUAAUUAGUGCUGCUAAAACAUUGAAAAGUGGCCUGACGAUGGUUGGGAAAGUGGUGACUCAGCUGACAGGCACGGUGCCCUCAGGUGUGACGGAAGAUGAUGUUACUGUCCAUAGUAACUCUCGGCGGAGUCCUUUGGUCCCAGGCAUCAUUACGGUUAUUGACACCGAAACAGUUGGAUUGGGCCAGGUUAUUGUGAGUGAAGACUCUGAUGGUGAUGGCAUAGUGGCUCACUUCCCUGCGCACGAGAAGCCAGUGUGCUGUAUGGCUUUCAACACGAGUGGAAUGCUGCUAGUCACAACAGAUACCCUUGGCCACGACUUUCAUGUCUUCCAAAUUCUAACACACCCUUGGUCCUCCUCACAAAGUGCUGUCCACCAUCUAUACACUCUUCACAGGGGUGAAACUGAAGCCAAAGUUCAGGACAUCUGCUUCAGCCAUGAUUGUCGCUGGGUUGUGGUCAGUACCCUCCGGGGUACUUCCCAUGUUUUCCCCAUCAACCCUUAUGGUGGCCAGCCUUGUGUUCGUACUCAUAUGUCCCCGCGAGUGGUGAAUCGCAUGAGCCGUUUCCAGAAAAGUGCUGGCCUGGAAGAGAUUGAACAAGAACUGACGUCGAAGCAAGGAGGUCGCUGUAGCCCUGUUCCGGGUCUAUCCAGCAGCCCUUCGGGCUCACCCCUGCAUGGGAAACUGAACAGCCAAGACUCUUACAAUAAUUUUACCAACAACAACCCUGGAAACCCCCGCCUCUCUCCUCUCCCCAGCUUGAUGGUCGUGAUGCCGCUGGCACAGAUCAAGCAGCCAAUGACCCUGGGUACCAUCACCAAACGGACGGGCAAAGUUAAACCACCUCCACAAAUUUCACCCAGCAAAUCAGUAGGCGGAGAAUUUUGUGUGGCUGCUACAUUUGGGACAUCCAGGUCAUGGUUUGCAAAUAAUGCAGGUCUGAAAAGGGAAAAAGAUCAGUCCAAACAGGUUGUCGUUGAAUCGCUCUACAUUAUCAGUUGCUAUGGCACCUUGGUGGAGCACAUGAUGGAGCCCCGACCCCUCAGCACUGCCCCCAAGAUCAGUGAUGACACCCCACUGGAAAUGGUGACAUCCCCUCGAGCCAGCUGGACGCUCGUUAGAACGCCUCAAUGGAAUGAAUUGCAACCACCAUUUAAUGCAAACCACCCCCUUCUCCUCGCUGCAGAUGCAGUUCAGUAUUAUCAAUUCCUGCUCGCUGGUGUGGCCCCCCCUGGAAGUCCUGGGCCCAUUACUCGACAUGGGUCCUAUGACAGCUUAGCCUCUGACCAUAGUGGACAAGAAGAUGAAGAAUGGCUUUCGCAGGUUGAAAUUGUAACACACACCGGACCCCACAGACGGCUAUGGAUGGGUCCACAGUUUCAGUUCAAAAUCAUCCACCCUUCAGGCCAAACCACAGUCAUAUCAUCCAGCUCGUCUGUGUUGCAGUCUCACGGUCCGAGUGACACGCCACAGCCUCUUUUGGAUUUUGAUACAGAUGAUCUUGAUCUCAAUAGUCUCAGGAUCCAGCCAGUCCGCUCUGACCCAGUCAGCAUGCCAGGGUCAUCACGUCCAGUCUCUGAUCGAAGGGGAGUUUCUUCUACAGUGAUUGAUGCUGCCUCAGGUACCUUUGACCGGAGUGUGACCCUGCUGGAGGUGUGUGGGAGCUGGCCUGAGGGCUUCGGGCUGCGGCACAUGUCCUCCAUGGAGCACACAGAGGAGGGCCUCCGGGAGCGGCUUGCUGAUGCCAUGGCCGAGUCACCAAGCCGGGACGUCGUGGGAUCAGGAACAGACACAGCCCUUGAAGUAGCAGUAGAACACAUCACCCCUGAGAGACACAUGGCUGUGAAGUGUUUGGGGAAAAAAAAAGGAAAAAAAAAACAAUGCCAACAGCCCAGCGUCCGUGAGCAACCCAACAGUAACAAAGCAUGCGUUCGCGAUGGAGGAAGAACUUCAGCGAGAGGGAAGCAUCGAGACUCUGAGUAACAGCUCUGGCUCCACCAGUGGCAGCAUACCAAGGCACUUUGAUGGCUACCGAUCUCCGCUCCCCACCAACGAGAGCCAGCCCCUCAGCCUCUUCCCCACCAGCUUCCCGUAGGUGUCAGCUACCUGCUUCCCACUGGCUGGUCCACACCUGCUGGAUGGAGGGGAGAAGCGCCCGCAGCCCUGCCCUCAGUCUCUGCUCCUCUUUCAUCACCUGCCUACCACAAGCUUAGUGACAGUAGCCACUGUCCCACCUGGAUGGAGAAGAGGCCUGUCCCCAGAGCACCUGAGCUCGAUGCACCCUGCCCUUUGCGACCGUCCUGGGGAGCUGUGGCCAGGAGAGGCUGCAGCGGCUCAGUCCCCUUCUCCGUUUGCACAUGUUCCACUCAUGGACUUGCUUUUGUAUUUUCUAACCAUACCCACAUGGGGCCUAGAACAGUGAUCAGCUCUUGGAGCCUGGACAGGGACAGGGUAGAUGGUCCAGCCAGGCAUUUGGGCCAUGACUGGAUAGUCUCAGCCCCAGCCCACUCCAGGCUGUGAUACGUGUGGCCCCCGGUUUCCCUGGCUCAGUCCCCUUCUAGUAUGGGGUGAACUGAGGUCCAGAGUAGGAGGCGGAAGGGAGGGAGAAAGGGCAAUCCUCCUUGCUUUCCGCAGUGGCUCAUGGGAAGAAUUUGUCUUUCUUUUCUUUAAGCCCUUUUACCUUGGUCUAUACUGUUCAGUGAAGAAAACUGUGGUUACUGAGGCCCUGUUGAAAAGUGCACGUCUUGUCCAAUAAAUCAUGCUGCAAUUGGUGUCCAUCCCUGA
Octodon degus (degu) is the source of this 3731-nucleotide messenger RNA. It is a transcript of the gene Bcas3, whose product is annotated as BCAS3, microtubule associated cell migration factor. Gene Ontology annotation, molecular function: protein binding. Gene Ontology annotation, biological process: autophagy; response to starvation. The record is from RefSeq and is a predicted model, not a curated record. The transcript is spliced from 26 exons. Gene Ontology annotation, cellular component: cytoplasm. Bases 141 to 2930 code for a protein of 929 amino acids. NCBI's taxonomy places the organism in Eukaryota, Metazoa, Chordata, Mammalia, Rodentia, Octodontidae.